This is a messenger RNA of Gadus morhua (Atlantic cod), 9431 nucleotides long. RefSeq names its product nuclear factor of activated T cells 3a (gene nfatc3a). Gene Ontology annotation, biological process: calcineurin-NFAT signaling cascade; regulation of transcription by RNA polymerase II; cytokine production. The coding region runs from base 3030 to 6332 and encodes 1100 amino acids. The record is from RefSeq and is a predicted model, not a curated record. The transcript is spliced from 10 exons. Gene Ontology annotation, molecular function: transcription factor binding; RNA polymerase II cis-regulatory region sequence-specific DNA binding; DNA-binding transcription factor activity, RNA polymerase II-specific. Gene Ontology annotation, cellular component: transcription regulator complex. NCBI's taxonomy places the organism in Eukaryota, Metazoa, Chordata, Actinopteri, Gadiformes, Gadidae.
CCUGUCUAUCUGACCGCCUUUCUGUCUGUCUGUCUCUACAUAUGCUUGCCUGCAUGCCUGUCUUUCUUUCUGCCUGUCCUGCGUUCUUCCUGUAUUGUCCUCUGUGUCUGUCUGUUACUCCAUCUGUCUUUCUGUUUCUAUUUGUCUGCAUCUGUAUCUCUGUUUAUCUGUCUGUCUGUCUCGACCGUCCGAGGCAGGCUUCCCUUGAAAGUGAGAAAGUUCUUCUGUUUCAUCUGUUGGCUGUGUAACUGAAGGGGUUUCCCUGCUAGCGUCAGGUGAAGGAAAGACCUAUAGUUCGCCAACUUGCUUAGAUCGUGAUCUUUAAUUUACGCUCAUCUCUUAUUUAUAUACUCAAGUCAUGUGAUGUGGUGGCAUGUGAUAGUGAUAGGCUAGUUUAGUGUUGGGUUUGUCCUUGUUUAUCUGAAACCUUAUUUUAUUGACGAGGCACGCAACUCAGCAAAACUGUUAGAUAUCCAUUCAGAUGAGGCCCUCAAAGAAGAUAGACGGAUGAGUCAAGCUUAUACUAAAACAAAUACAAGACGUCCUGUCUGCUAGGUUGGCUAAUGCUACUGCGUAACAUAGCAUGAGUGAUUGGUGUUAUAAGCAGCAGAAGGGAAGUGCUGCUGGGUGGCGUCAUGUCUGUGUUGAGCAAGGGGGGAGCUGGUCCCAGGAACCCUUUAGCACACACCCACUGGAUUCUAAAUAAACUGGCCUGAUAGACCUUAUUCACCUAGAGGCCUGCCCGGCUCCAUCUUGGCUAUAAACGCUAGCUGGGUUGGCGGAACUGAAUGCGGAGCUCCACAUUUGCUACCCCAACCCGGAUAGCGUUGAGAACCAAGAUGGCCUCCUUGUCAAUAUGGCCUAAUUCAACCAAACAUUCAAGGCACUUUCUUGAUGACCUCGAUGACUUGCAGGCAUUCAUUUAAACUAAACACUGCUACCAGAGGCAGUGUGUGGCUGCUUGUGGUCACACAAGGACCUGUCUAGGGGUGAUGUCAUUUUGGAAAAGACAUCUGCUCCAUGUUCUUUGGAUGGAUAAUUACUCAAUUAUGCAUUGUGAUGAAGACCGUUUAGGAAAGUGUAAAACAAAAUAAGUGAUAGAUGGGAAAGAUAGAAGAGAAACAUCCUUCGACAGAUAGGAAUGAUGUUUGAAUGGGAUAUUCGUGAUAAUCUUUCAAUCGUAAAUAAUGGGUUCCUGUCUCCUAUCUUUUCAUUGGAGUGAAUGGUAUUUUAGUAAUAUAUUUGGACCCCAACCCUAACUGGAAGUAUAAGGGGCUUACCAAAUGUUAUCUAGCACUUACAUGUAGCUACUCCAGUAAAGCAGGUGUCACUUUCCUUCCCUGUAAUAUGUCCGUAUCAGGACAUAUUAUGUUCAGGACCCUACUUUUUUUUUUUAACAGACUAUUUUUGAAAUAGCAUGCUGCAGCAUUAGCUGAUGUCACACCCAAAUGGCUCUAAUUAUUUUUGCUUUGCGGCAGAAGGGCAGUAUAUUUGUCAUUCGGCGUUUGGACAAACCAGUUAGUAAUGACUAACUGACGCCAGAGUUAAUUAGUUCAUAUCAUUAGGUAAUAACAACAACUCUAAUUACCUUAUAAUUAUUUUAGAUCAUUUAACACACCCAAUACUUUUCCGUCACUCAGACUGAAAACUUAAACCAGAACACAUUUAUUUUCAAAAUAAUUUAUCAGGACAAAUGAAGCCUGCUUUUAACCUGAGUUUAACAUGAUUGUGACCUUGGACUUGUUUACACGUAUCCUCACUUUCUAUUUUAUCUAGUUCCUGAUUCUUAGUAGAGAAACACGUUAAUUGUGGAAAAAUAACAUUAAGCUCUUGCUUUACAUGUUGCCCUUGAAUUGUUCUUUGCAUUAGUGCGAUAGCAUGAGGUUAGAUAAUUUAUAAGCAUUCAAUGAGUUACAAGAAUUGGAGUGGUUCAUCAGGCUGAAUAAGUUAGCGCUACAUGGGUCUUGAGCAUAAGAGUGGUUGUAUAAAGCUAGAUCGGUUAGCGUUCUGGGUCACGAGCAGUAGCCUCAUUGGUCAGUGGAGGUGGUAUGAGAGCUGUGGGUCGAUAUGCCCUCUAUGGGUGGCUGAUGAGAGGGUCCAUAGUGAAGGUGUCUGGCUCCGAGCCCAGACAUGCCAUGUGGGCUUCAGAUGGUCGGGAAGAAUGAGAGGAGAAGGGAGCAGACUUACUCUUCCCUGCUGUGAAUGGUAGCUGGAACGGCAUUCUUGCUCAGUUACUCUUUCUCCAGAUCCUCCUCUAUUUGCCCCUUUUUAUUUUCACACUUUCUGCAUUUCUUGUAUUUAUCUUUUCCCUCCGUCUUUUCUUUCUUUUCUUUAUUCAGCGAUAAGAUUCUUUACUUUACAAAACAUACAAACAAAAAAAAUAUCUGUUUUUCCAAACCUAACCAAGAUCUGCUGAGGCUUCUUUUUUCUCUCCUCUUUCUGUUUUCUCAGGAUGUGAAAUGAGACAAGCGUUACCGUCAGAGUGACUGAUCUAGGCUAAUAAAAUCUCCAGAUGCCAGCAGUUGUCAUCAGUCAGUCAGGCUCAGUCACUAAGUCACACUGGAUCUGGUUGGCUCCCGACCGCAGCAGCAGCGCCACUUAAUCAACGCCACUAUAUACUUUUCAGCGUUUCGCCAACUCCCGAGGACCUUGUUGCGGUUAAAGUCACCGUCGCCUCUGGGAGUGAAGAAAGUUCCCUCUUGUCUCGGCACUUAAGUUGUUGUUUUUCUCCGUGCCGCGUGUCUCUCUGCCGCCCCUGGCUCGCCUCUCCUGGCCCUCCUCUCCCCAGCGCUUGUCGUGGGAAAGACUGAAAUUACAUCGCUCUCAUGGUGGACUAUUUUCAGCUCCCAGGGAGAGUGGCAGAGGGCAAGCGACAGGUUCUCUAGUCUCGUGGUGCUCAGAAGAGCAGGAGCGUCUCUCUCUCAGUGCGCACAUCUGAAACCGUCCGCGGGAGGCUUGUUGUCGUCCUCUUUUUCUUUUUUUAAACCGCACUAGCGCUUUGGCGAUUCGACGGGCCGAGGUGUGGAAGAAUGCUGUGCGCCACAUCGCCAGAUCAGGAGCCCGAUGACAACACAUCCUUCUACAUCCACGAUGUGGGCCAGCCACAGUCCAUGGUUAGCAGCCACCAGUCUGUGGGCCUGCCCCAUUCAGCCGUCUCAAACCACCAGUCUAUGGGUCUGCCACGCCAUAGCAUGCAGGCUUACUCCCAGCUUAUCAACACGUCACCACGCCUGCAGCCACACAAACAGGCCUGCGAGUCCCACAGCUACGACGGUCUACACGAGCCCAAGUACAGCACAUCUCCCCUGCUACCCCACACCCCCACGGGCCCUCCCAAGGCCUUUGAGUGUCCCAGCAUCCAGAUCACCUCCAUCUCGCCCAGCUGUCAGCAGGGGAUGGGCGCCAGUCAGGAGGACCUCAGGGCCAACGGCCCCGAAGGGGACUACCACGGGGAGCGACCUCUCUCCAGGGACCACCUGUACCUGCCCCUGGAUCACGCGUACCGGGACUCAUCGCUCAGCCCCAGCCCUUGCAGCAGCAUCUCCUCCAGGAGCUGGUUCUCUGACGCCUCUUCCUGCGAGUCCUUCUCCCACAUCAACGACGACGUGGAACACGAGCUGAACGAGGCGGCCGCCCGCUUCACCCUGAGCUCGCCGCUCACCUCCCCGGGGGCCGGCUCCCCCCAGACAUGGGGGUUGCCCCAGGACGACCAGGGGCCAUGGCAGCAGCAGCAGCAGCAGCAGCAGCAGCAGCAGCAGCAGCAGCAGCACCACCACCCCGCCUUCAUCCACUCCCACUCCCUCACCCUCUCGCCACGGGGGUCCCCGUGCCACUCCCCGCGCACCAGCGUCACCGAUGAGAACUGGCUCAGCCCGCGGCCGCCCUCCCGCCCCUCCUCGCGGCCCACCUCGCCGUGCGGCAAGAGGCGCCACUCCAGCGCAGACAUCUGCUUCCAGGGCUCGCUGUCCCCGCACCACUCGCCCACCCCCACGCCGGGGCCCUCGCCCAGGGGCAGCGUGACCGAGGACACCUGGGGUGGAAGCCCCCAGGCCGGCAUGUCGCCCUUCCAGUUCUGUCCCUCCGAGGCCGACAUACCCUCCAAGACCAGGAAGACCUCCCAGGACAGGACGGUCAUGCAGGGGGACAUGGGUCUGGACGAGCAGGGGAGUAUGUCCCCACACCUGGACUCCCCGUCAGACGAGGGUCUGCACGGCAUGAAGAAGGACGCCGCCGGCGAGCAGUUCCUCUCCGUGCCCUCCCAUUUCACGUGGAACAAACCCAAACCCGGUCACACGCCUAUAUUCAGGACCUCGUCCCUGCCCCCUCUCGACUGGCCGCUCCCCAGCCAGUUUGGCCAGUAUGAGUUAAAAAUAGAGGUGCACCCCAAGGCUCAUCACCGGGCCCACUACGAAACAGAGGGCAGCCGAGGAGCCGUCAAAGCAACUUCCGGGGGCCAUCCUAUCGUCAAGCUCAUUGGCUACAGUGAGAAGCCCAUCAACCUUCAGAUGUUCAUCGGCACAGCGGAUGACCGCUACCUCCGGCCGCACGCCUUCUACCAGGUGCACCGGAUCACCGGCAAGACGGUGGCCACAGCCAGCCAGGAGAUCGUCAUCACCAGCACCAAAGUCCUUGAGAUCCCACUCCUACCGGAGAACAACAUGACGGCCAGUAUCGACUGCGCCGGCAUCCUCAAGCUCCGCAACUCGGACAUCGAGCUGCGGAAGGGGGAGACGGACAUCGGCAGGAAGAACACGCGGGUCCGGGUGGUGUUCCGGGUGCACAUCCCCCAGCCCAACGGGAAGGUGCUGUCGCUGCAGGCCUCCUCCAUCCCUGUGGAGUGCUCCCAGCGCUCGGCUCAGGAGCUGCCCCAGGUGGAGAAGUCCAGCCCGACCAGCUGCCUGGUCAGCGGGGGAGAGGAGAUGGUCAUCUCCGGCUCCAACUUCUUCCCCGAGUCAAAGGUCAUCUUCCUGGAGAAGGGCCCUGACGGACGUCCGCAGUGGGAGGUGGAGGCGAAGGUGAUCCGUGACAGAGCUCAAGGAUGCAGUAUAGUGGUGGAGGUGCCUCCGUACCACAGCAAGGCCGUAGGCUCUGCCGUGCAGGUUCAAUUCUACGUGUGCAAUGGCAAGAGGAAAAGGAGCCAAUCCCAGCGCUUCACCUACCUGUCAGUCAUGGUGAAACAGGAGCUCAGAGAUGACCUGGACCACCCCUCCGUGCGGCCCCUGUCCAUGCCCAUGCCCAUGGCGCACGCUGCCAGUCUGGUGUGCACCCAGCUGCCUUCCCCGGAGCAGGGCCACCCCUCUGACGGCCUUCUGUCCGGCUCCCCCAGGGGCCUGGCCGCGGGCCCUGGCCCGGGCCUCCUGCCCCUGCAGGGCCCCUGCCCUUCCCUGGGCUCCCCGUCUUUCCAGCACCUGCCUCAGCUCCAGGGCCGAGGAUUACACCACGCCCCCGCCGACUGCCACAUGACCUUUCAGCCCGGCUCCGCCCCCCACUCCCCCGCCCGGCCCUCCUACCAGCCCAUGCAGCACGGCCACGCCCACAGCCUGCCCUUCAACGGCCAGCACGGCCUGUCCCCCCAGGGCUACGAGCGGAUGCCCCCCUACCAGCAGGACCGCAGCACAGCACCCCAGCACACCAUGGACCUGGGGGGCAUGGGGGGCAUGGUGUACCCCAGCAACCCUUCCUCCUGCUCCUCCCCCUCCUCCGGCCCCGGCUCCACCAGCCCCAACCACCACGCCCCCUCCCCCCACAGCCAGCAGACCCUCCUGAGUCACUCCUCCUCCCACCUCCACACGAUGGGGGGCUACCACCCCGUCCAGGUGGGCUCCCCCGGCGGCCACCCCCAGGCCGGGCAGCCCCCCUCCCAGCAGCUGCAGCGGGCCAUGAGCUACCACCCCGUGGGCCAACGGUCGGCCUCCUGCCCCACGCCCUCCAGCGCAGCCCCGCCACAGCUGAUCCCCUCGCCCCAGUCGGGACCCCCCUCCCCCCAGGUGCACUCCCUGCCCUACCAGUCCCCCACCUCCCCCUCGCCCACCGCCGGGGGCAGCCCCCUAGGGAGACAGCCCUCCCCCCAGGCCAGCAGCCCCGUCAUGGCCAGCCUGUCCCCGGCGACCGCGGCGGGGCCCAUGAGCCACCCGCUGGCCCCCCAGGGCCCCUUCCCCCCGGACGUAGAGCGGCUGAGCAUCAAGCAGGAGCCCGAGGAACGGGAGCCCACCUUCCGCUCCAUAGGCCUGCAGGACAUCACGCUGGACGAUGUGAAUGAGAUCAUCGGCAGGGACAUGUCGGAGACGCCUGCGGCCCACCCGUCUCCAGACCCUCCACACGGCCAAUCCUAGCUGCCCCCCCCCUCAGCCUGCCCACCGGGCCGUGCAGCGAGGCAUCAUGUCCUCCGUCCCCCCGCGCUCCCCCGUACACCCCCCCCCCUCCCCUCCGGCAGCGGUGGACCCAGCCAGACCCUGAACAGACCCCCCCCACACACUCACACACACACACACACACACACACACACAGAUACACAGACUCUACGCGCCUGCAGACCUGCCAGAUCCCCAGGACGACGUAACCCAGUGUCGUCCUGCGAGAGCUCAUCUGCACGGAGGAACACGCCCACAACGUGCUUUCUGACCCCCGUGUGCAUGUACACGUGCACGUGCAGAGAGGAGGAGGAGGAGGAGAAGGAGGAAGAGGAGGAGGAGGAGGAGGAGGAGGAAGCUGCAGGCUGACUGACUGGGUGUUCAUAGUAUUAUAUCUCUGAUUAUGUCUCCGUCUUCCUCUCUGUCUCUCUCUCUCUCCGCGGUUCGUCCUUAGGCCCGCGCCUUAACCGUAUCACCACAUUAUGCAAGUCCCCCCCCCCCCCCUUUCCUCUAUUCGCCAUGUAUGCAAUCUCAAUAUACGCUCGGCCCAGGGUGGUCUACAGGGCAGCAGAACUGAGAACUGAGACCCCCCCCCUUUGUUCUGUCCCUGGAUGGAUGCCAGGGACAGCACCAAUCCAUCCAAACAACGGUUAAUUGUAACGGCUUACCUGAUUACCUGAAACGUUGCCAUGUGAGCCCAGUGACCUGUGCUCGGUUGCUGUUCUGUGGGGGGGGGGGGGGGGGGGGGGGUUUGGUGCCUGGCUAGUCAUUCAGUAGCCACAUACACACACAAACACACAACUCAAGGCAGAAACACCACAAACAGCACUGACCUUUCAGCAGUCAGACAGGUUUAAUGUUUAUCUAUGGGCCUAGGUUAACACGGCAGGGUGAUGGAACUCAAUGCAGAGUUCUGCAUUCAGGUCCGUCACCCUGCUAGUGUUGAGAGCGAGAGACAGUUCAAGAUGGCAACCAGUUGACGAAGGCCUGUGGAUGUCAGUUGGUUUAAUAAUAGCUUCUGUUUCUAAUGUAUUGCACACAGCUACGGCCUCGCGUGCAAAACAUUAAAAAACAAAACGUUGACACUGAAGUGAGAUUUCCAAAUGAUCUGGCUGAAUCCCUUUGAGUUCAGUGAGCGUCACUGAUGAUGUUUCUCCCCUGCGAAAGCGUCAACCCGCUCAUGGCCUGAGCAGCACGGGGCCUAGGGUGGCUUUCUGCUCUAGACUAGCAUCCCCAUGACAACAACAUUCCACUACUUUUAGUGACCUCUCCUCCCCCUCCAUGUAGAUACCUGUACAUUAACACAACCUUCCCUCCCUCCCCCUUUAUUAAAGCUCUCCCCUCCCACAUGUUUUUAUUUUUAUAACUUUUCUUCAUUUUUAAGCGAACAAAUGCCUUAUUAACACUUAGCAGCAGCAGAAGCAUUUGAUGCUAGGUGCCUGACCUCCUAGGGGCCAAGGUGGAGUCCUCAGUGUGGACUGACUGUAGAUGCUUCCGGAGCCUUCUAGUCUCUAGUUCAUGUGUCGCUGUUUCUGCCAUAGAUUGAAUGGUUUAUGAGGGAUAUGAUCUCACAAUGGAUUUUAAUAUGCCCUGAAUUAUGUAUUCAAUAUAUAACGUUUGUUUAGAUUCUCCUUUGAAUGGCCCAACAGAGAGACAACCUCUCACACACUUCAAACCCCAAAACAAAAGAUAAGAUACUGUAAUUAUGACAGAUGAGCGGUUUGGAUAUUUCGCUUCGCAAUAUUCCCAAUUUCGGGAAACAAAAAGGUAUGUCUACAAAACUUAAAUGUAUUAAUCCACUGAUAUUAAUCGUAUAUUGGCAAUCAAAUAAUUGACGAGUGAAGUCAGGAUCUUGAAUGUGUUUUACAGACAGGGUGAGAAAGUGCAGACAAACGGUAGAUGGCCAUCGCAUCUCUGUUAGCCCUCUAACAACUCCUUACAUUAUAUGGACGUUUCUUUUUUUAUCUUAACCUUUGCUUAAACUAUAAUACGCUUGCAUGUGAUUUAUGAUACUUUACUUUAGUUGCUAUGGUCAUGUCCAGGUAACAAUGAUUCUGCUAUGCACUAAAACCUAUUGCCUUUAACAUGAGAGCGGAGAGGGAGACCUCAUUGCCUAUAGAUGUAGACUGUAAACAUGCGUUUUGGGUCGGCUUGUGAUGGAGAAAGCUGCUGGCUACAUAGGGAUUGUUGCAGUGUUUGUGUGUGUGUGCACACGCAUGGUUUAAUACCAAAUGUGCUGAAAAAAAUGAAAGGAAAAAAAAGAAAGGAAUAACGCAACAUUAAACCAAGCACAUUGAUCUUUUUUUUUUUUUAGGCUAUGCAAAACCACAAGAAGCCAGGGAUGUUUGACAUCGAAUAAAAACUGUAAAUAUUCCUAAUGAACUCCCUCAUGUGUAAAGGAUACACUUUAAAAGAGAGAGUAUAAAGUGACGGUGUGUCUGCGUGGUCAGGUAGAAUGCCUUAACUCCUCCUUGUACACCGGUUCCCUGAAGUCCGUAUUGUAUUCCCUUCCCAGAGUUCCGUCUCAGAAAUCAUUCAAUAGUAAUAAUAUGAAACUUUGUAAGAAUUGUAGGGAUUUGUUGUUCGGGGGGGUGGUGUGGAGAAAGGUGUCUUUUCGGAAUACGAGCUGGUGGUGUGAUCUGAAAGACUUCAGGAAUUAACGAAUAAUCAAUAUUGAUAUUAACAAACACCAGCAUUCACAGGAAGCGCUUGCUGCCGCGCUCUCCUCUGUUGUCACAACCAAAGAUUGAACCUUUGUUCCCAUUUGACACGAUGGUAAGAACAGCAAAGACUGCAGAACUCUAUUUUUGAUAUGUUUGAAAUGGAUGUCAUUCCUAAAAAAAAAAGAAAAGUUGGGGACAUUUAAAUAUAUAAAUAUAUAAAUACGUUUUUGUAAGAUAAAAGGGAAAUACAGGUUUAGCUGAUGUUUACCAAGCCUUGUUUUUUUUGUCAUUUCUUGUACAUUUUGUAUUUUAAACAUUUUUGUAAUUUUUAAGACUGCAGUGCUUUUUUGAAAGUAUUCAAAAUAUGCAUCAUAGGCUGUUAAGUUGUGUAUCAAUAAAAAAAAAUAAUGUUCAGUCA